UAAUUACUCUAUAAUAAACCACUGUAAAAAAAAAUUUGAAUAUAAUGGGACUAACUUCAAAUGAGUAAAAACUGACAAAUAAAACGAUUAGCUGUGUAGAUCGAGUACGGAAAAGUAAAUAGCUAUAAAAUGAAGGUACAAGACAACCUGUCUUUCAAUUAUUGUGGGCCUGUGGGGGGAACAAGCCUGAAAAUUUGAUGAGGAUAAAGCUUGUCUUUUGAAAAAUCCUAAACAUUCACACCUAAAAAACUUACUCCCUUAUUGAUUCGUUUGCAUUUCCUUGCAUUCCUCAAAAACACAAUAAACCCAGAAGAGAGAAAAGAUGGAUGUAGCAGGAGGGCUUUCACUGGUGCAAACCAUCCUUCAAUUGCUGGACUCUGCUGUUUUGAAGGAAACUCAAUCUGUAUUGGGUGUGAAGUCCCAGCUUCAUAAACUCAAGAAGACUAUGUCCACCAUUGACGCCAUCCUCCGUGAUGCUGAAGAACAAGAGCGGCUGCACCACAGUCGUUCCAACUACACUGAACGUAACAGACUUGAGAGGCUUAAGGAAGCUCUUUAUCAAGCUGAUGACUUGUUUGACGAGGUUACCACUCUUGCUCAUCUCAAGAUGCUCAUGCCUGGCGACAAAUUGAGUAAAUUGAGGUUACCACUCUCCCUUUGCUUCUCUCAGUUUAAUCAGCUUCGUUCUGCUGUUAAUUGGUCUCGAGAGAUCAAAAGCAUCAGGAAUGAGUUGGAUGAUGUUGUCAAAGAUCAUCACCUUGUCGGUUGGUUUAGACACUCGGUUGUGAUCGAGGACAGCCGGGUGAGAAAUAACCCGAGGGAAACUCACUCCUAUGUGAAUCUGGAGAAUGAUGUGAUUAUUGGGAGAAAUGAUGAUAAGAGGUUUUUGAUAGAUGCGUUACUAGACACUACUGUUGAGGAGAAUGUUUCUGUUAUCAGCAUUGUUGGGAUUGGAGGUUUGGGAAAAACUACUCUUGCUCAACUUGUCUAUAAUGAUUACAAGAUUCAGACAGAAUUUCCGCUGAAGAUGUGGGUUUGUGUCUCUGAUAAUUUCAAUGUCAAAGCACUUGCUGGUCAAAUCCUUGCAGCUGCAACCAACCAGGCUAAUCAAAGUGAUGGCCUAAGUAUGGACCAGCUUCAGAUAAAGCUUAGAGAAAAAAUUGAUAGGAACAAGUAUCUACUUGUUCUGGAUGAUGUUUGGAAUGAGAAUUCUGAAGAAUGGAGGAAUUUGAAAACUUUGUUGGCUGGAGGUGGGAAGGGUAACAGAAUUUUGGUGACUACGCGCUCUAAAAAGGUAGCUGUUGUCGUGGGAAGUUGUUGGACUCAUGAAUUGAAGGGUCUUUCAGACGAAGACUCUUGGAAUUUGUUUCAGAGAAUGACACUUGAACCGGGGCAACAUCAAAUAGAGGCAAACCUGGUUGAUAUAGGAAAAGAGAUUGUUCGAAAGUGUGCAAAUGUUCCACUUGCCAUUAGGGUGGUUGGAAGCCUUCUUCGAGGUCAGGAUGAAAGUAAGUGGCAGAAUUUGAAAAAUAACGCCUUGGCAAACAUUAUACAAGAUGAGGCCAAUGGCAUAAUACCGGUGUUGAAGAUCAGUUACAAUUAUCUUCCAUUUCAUUUGAAGAGUUGCUUUAGUUACUGUGCUGUAUUUCCCAAGGAUUACAAGAUUAUCAAGGAGGACUUGAUAUGUCUUUGGAUGGCUCAAGGCUUCAUUAUGCCAAGAUUAUAAUUUCUCAUUAAAACCGUUUGUGGGGGGU
Chenopodium quinoa (quinoa) is the source of this 1754-nucleotide messenger RNA. RefSeq names its product putative disease resistance protein RGA3. Lineage: Eukaryota; Viridiplantae; Streptophyta; Magnoliopsida; Caryophyllales; Amaranthaceae. The transcript has a single exon. The record is from RefSeq and is a predicted model, not a curated record. Bases 323 to 1726 code for a protein of 467 amino acids. Gene Ontology annotation, biological process: defense response to other organism. Gene Ontology annotation, molecular function: ADP binding.